ACGCGCAUCGCAGCUCAGAGUGACGUGACGCCAGCUGAGUUAGCCAAGCACUCCAGAUGACAUUUCAUUCUGCCAUCUUACUUAUCUUCAGUCCAACAGAGCUGUGCAUCUUCUAUUCAGGCUAAAUAUUUGUUGCCCCCCACCUCCCACCGCCCCUCCCCUCCUUUUUUUUUUUUUUUUUUUGAAAUACAUGAACAAACGAGCAGGCAGGGAAGGUGUUACACAUCUGGAUCAAACCAACGCAGCGGGUCGCGCUACUCGACCCACUCCAGACAUGAGGUGGUCUCAUUCCGAUCGCGCUCAUAUGAUGGAAACACUUCGGGGCUGCCACGCUUGAUCUGUGCAUAAACCCAGAUGCCUCCCCUCCCUCUUGAUGAGCGUAUAGUGGUCAUUCAGCACCCUAAAAACUUGGCCCUGUGUGAGGCUUCCCCACAAACCAUCCCUCAGCGCUCCUCUCAAAUAUCAGCCUCGUCCAAUGGACACCCUACCCAUCUCCAGUCCUCGAAGUCCCACUUCUAUGCACCUUCGUGUAAUCCUCUGACUCUCGAAUGCAAGCGUAGAUCCUCUCGCACGCAGAGACUCAAGAGCGAUCAACCUGUCGUCCCAGCAGGUGCCAGACACGUCCCCAGCCACUGCCAUAGCAACGGCACAGUCACUCUCGCCCCACGGCUGCCCUCCCACACACAUACUAUUGAUAUCAGGGUGACGGUGGACAAAGGAGGACGUGGAGGAGGAAUCAGCAACUCGUUGGGGCGCAGCGGAAUUGUAAAAGGUGGCAGGGAGAAAUGCGUCUCUUCACAGCUGGAUCAAGGACAAUGUGAGAGAAGGACUGGAGCCGCAGGGAGGCCGGGUGGUGCCGAACUCAAGCCCCAGCGAAGUCGCCAUAGUCAGCAGUCGCCCUCCCCCGGGGGCAUCCUGCAAUUCGUCCCAGCCCAGGCGCAGCAGCAAAGGUUGAGGACAGAAAAGGAAAACGCUAGUUUUUUAAACAGAAGUGACCAAGAAUUUCCUUCACUGGGUCACAAGAAGAAUUCCAAACUGGGGACUGUCCGUCAAAGCCAUAAUAGCCAAAAUCUACCCUACCACCAAAAUUCCGUCCCUGUGCCCCGUGCCGCCAUCCUAAAUUCCAACUAUCCGUCGUCCCCUCCCUCCCAACCCACCCAUGUCCCGGGCCCCUUUCAGAAGGUCAGCCAGCCGCAAACGUCCCGCACCAGGGAUCUCCGCCCUCACAUUCUUCAUGGUCUUCCCCUCUCCCCCUGCUCCUCCCACGCCGGAGGGUUCCCCAGCCCUGACCACACAUGCACCAUCGACUGCACCCACCCAUUCAGCUGUGGCUGCUGGAGGUUAGUAAGAUGCACAGGCUGUAAGGGACACUCUGCCAACUGCCAAGAAGGUGGAGGGAGUGCUUCCACCUCAUUUCCACGAGCUCAUAAUGUCGGAGCAGUGAAGAGAGGAGGCAAAGAAAUGGGCCUGAGGAAUCUAGGCGGGUGUCUCUCCACCACCUCCACCACCUCCUCCUCUAACAGCACCGUGUCUGACUGCCGAGCCAACCUGUUCAAACCUCUCCGCUGUGCCUCCUGCUCUGGGGAGGCUAGAAACUUUGAGAGUCCAGCUAUCCUUCGCAAAAAACUGGUUGGGGGAUGCCUGCCCUGUACCCCGCUGUCCUCCUCGGCCCCUCUCCGGGUCAUACAGAGCUGCGUCACAGGCUGCAACCCCAAAGCUUCCCAAACAGGCAGCUCCACCUGCAGCUACUGCAGCAGCGACCCCAUAGUGGUGACAUUUAACCCUCGCAGGUGCAAACCCCCAGGCAGAGGCACAGGAGCAACUCCUCAGAUGGGUACGUUCCAAGCCGAUGAUGACGACUACAGCGUGCGCACCAUCUGGCCUGAAGAACUGGCCAAGAAAAUGACCCAUUCUAAAGCCCAAAAGAAUCACUGCACCGUGAUGGGAGUAGGAGCGAGGAAGGCCCCUGCAACCCAGGACCAAAAUGGCAGUAACAGACCAGGCCUUGCCCUCCUGGACUGUCAAAACCUCCAGGAAUACACGCAGUCCCAGUUUACAGACCGUGCCGGCCGCCGCCGGCUUCAGCAGGGGAAAAUGGCCGCCCUUGACUUCAUGGGCCGCAGGACGGGAUCCGGGUGUGACGAGGGACAGAACUCACUGAAGAGGCUCUUGAACAAAACAGAAGAUGCAGGAACAGAGCAAGACGGAGAUGCAGCAUAUCCACGCUCCCCCUCUCCCCGCUCAGCCUCUCCGCCGUCACCUGUGUCCUUCUCUCCUCCACCGUCCGCUCCCAGCACACUAAUCAAGCCCAAACCCUGGCAGAGAGACAGGGAGGGGGGACAUUCCCUGCCAUCCGCUCAGUCCCUUCACCUGGCUCUCAACUCCCUGAACAGAGAACAAGAUGAGGAAAAAAGCAGAAUGCACCUUUCUCUGCCGCUGUCCUCUUCUUUGCCGGCUUCUCUGUCCGAUGAGACCGCGAUGAGUCCUGAUGCGGAGAACGCCGUGGUGAGUCCCAUCCUGCCUUUCCUUUUUCUGGGGAACGAGAGAGACGCCCAGAACUUGGACCUGCUGCUGCGCCUCAACAUUGGCUUCGUGGUCAACGUGACCACGCACCUGCCGCUCUACCACGUCAACUCUGGAUUGCGCUACAAAAGGCUGCCAGCCACCGAUAACAGCAAGCAAAACCUUCGGCAAUACUUUGAGGAGGUUUUUGAGUUCAUUGAGGAGGCAUAUCAGAGUGGACAGGGAGUGUUGGUACACUGCCAGGCCGGCGUGUCCCGUUCUGCAACCAUUGUCAUUGCCUACCUUAUGAAGCACACCCUCAUGACAAUGACAGACGCCUACAAAUACGUGAGGAGUCGUCGUCCAGUGGUCUCCCCCAAUCUAAACUUCAUGGGCCAGCUUUUGGAGUUCGAAAGGGACCUCAACUCCGGCGUGACUCCUCGUAUCCUAAUGCCUAAGCUCAGCGGUGUGGAGACGCAAGUGUGAGGAAGGUCAGGAGCGCGUGAGAUACUGCUGGUGACGAAGAGAUUGAAGCAGCGUUGAAAGAGUGCAGCAGAUUUUAGAAGAGUGACGUGGCCACAAAUACUUUGGUGGGAAAACGGUGGUAUUUUGGGCGGCCGGUGCACUUUUAAUACUGUGAAACAUGAGACGAAGAACCAAACAACAGACCGGAUGCUUCAUCACACGACCAUCACCCAGUAUACUAUUCCUAAAGUAAUGUGCCAAUAUUUUGUAGGGACCUAACAUCAGUCUCUGAUCUCAUCUUUCUCUGAUGCCUCUUCCUUUUGGUUCCCAUCGUUUACAUUCACAGCCACUAAACGGAAAUGCAAUGACUGGGUCGCCAUAAAUCGUAAGCGCACGCUGAACGGAUAUGCAACUGUGGAAAAGGAUCACUGGUAAUGUGCCACCCCCCUCUGCGACACCAGGUUGAUGUUCCCAUCACACGUAGCAAAAAGGAUAUUAAUGCAAACUUUACAUUUCAUUAUCACUGACUAAAUUGUCACAAAGAUGAGAGGAAUUCAUAGCAUAGACCACAGUCACUGUUUUCUGCUCAGAUUUAUCAUGUGUUUUUCUAUUUGGAAACUGUGCAAUACAGUGCUAUGAACUGAGGAGAGCCGUGACGGGAUUAACCCGGGAAACCUUUUGCAAAAGGGACAAACAGCUCAUGAAAAUACGUAUGAAUGGUUUGGUUCACUGAAGCGGCUAGCAUACUGUGCACUGACAGGGUAGAGUUAAACAAUACAACACAUAACUGUAGCAAUCUGUGUGAGUAAAAAUGUACAUUUAAACACAUUUACUGCGUAAUUGAAACCACAACUCAAGACUACUUUGAGGUUAUUUGUGCAAACUAUGGUUUACAGUAUAUUUGACCGUAGCUGUACGUUGGCAGGUACUCUCUUACCAUCUCAAGCUGUGCAGUGUAGGUUUCGCUAUUAAUUCAUUGAGAAACUGCAUUAUUUCAUAUAAAACUAUCUUUUUGUGGUUUUGCAUGGAAGCGGCCUGUCAUGGUGCACAGGCAGGUAUUUUGCCAUGUAUAAAAAGCACAUGGUAGUUUGAUAUUCAGGAGACAACACAGUAACAGAAAGGAGGCCACAUUUAACACCUACCCCGUCUGGUCGGGAACAUAGAGACAAUAUGUUAUGUGUUAAUAACUGCUCGACAGUAUGCGCUUUUAUUUUGUAACCCUUAUUUCAGAUAUUUGAUUUGACUUAACAUCCUGUGGCAGAUUAUACAUGUUAUUUCCCACAGUCCCAGAAAGGUACAAAGGGAACCGACAUAGGAAUGGUUGGCUUCCCGGCGCCAUGAACAAUAUUAAAGUCAAACCUACUCUAUAUUUAUUAUUUUAGUUCCUUUGUGAACGAGUUGGAAAAAAAAAACAGUUUUUAAUGACGGUGAUUCUGAAAGUUGAGUGGUUGAUAUUCAUUACUCCCUGUUCUAUUGCCUUAUUGUCUGUACUGGAGUUCUUAACUGUGUCCCUCCUGACUAUGCAUUUUUUUAUGUAGGCUUUGGUUUAAUUAGAGAAGAUUGAUACACUAUAUUAUUACAGUUAUGUAAUAUAUUACAGCCAUGGCCUGAGUUGUAUUCAAUACACAUUCAAACGCCUGCAUGUUCAAUUUUAUAGUUUACAGUAAUACAAAACCUUUCUGGCCAAAACGAUUUUAGAAUCUUAUUAUUAUAAUAAACAGUGGCAUAAGACACUGGCUCAUCAACUUUAAUAUAGAAAGUAAGUGCAGAUUGAUACUUAUAGUGUACUAAUAUAGGGCAGUACAUGGUGUGAAACAAAAUCAUACUAUCUACAGACUCAAUAUUAUAUCAGUUCAGCCACACUUUUAGGAGAAUCACUGACUUUUGGAUUAAUACGGUUUUCUAAUCCGGUUGCAAAGGGAUGAGAAUUAUUUUGCACAUUUUCUAAAUAAAUGCCACAUACAUAAAUGCUGUUAAUGUAAAACAGUACUUUAUGACUCCAGCAUUUUCAAUGUUUUUGACAGCAUUAAUUGUCAGAUAUGAGAAGAUUCAGGUUAAAGAAGAGGGAACACAUGUGUUAUUAUUUGUGUUCUCUUCUCUUCAACUGCGGAAACAAAUAGUUGUGCAGUCGGACUCAGGAUAGUCAAAUCAAAACCGAGUGUACGUAACUAAAUACAAACUUUUACACCUUGAGUUAAGAGUUCCUCAGUAUUUGUUGUUAUGUAUUUAAAUGUUUUCACCAGAUUCUAGUUGCCCUUUUCCAGAAUUUAGGAAAAUACCCUGUUCCAAGUUUCCUCAACCAAAAUGCCUUCGGUUUAGCCAUAUGUAAUCUGGUCCUCCCAUGUUGUCAUCAUAUUUAUGACUUUGUAGAAUGGUCCUGAUUUUUGCCUGGUGUAUUUGUUUUCUGUCAAACUGACUUUGAUAUAGGCUAUAUAUUUUUCUACAGUCAAACUGAUUCAUUGUGUUAGUAUACAAACUUACUCUGACUCUGUAUUUACAGUUUUUUUUUACAUGAAUCUUUGUUUUGUAUGAAAGGCUGUUUGGACAGAAUGCCAUCUUCCAACUCUGUAGCAACAAUAAGGAUCUUGAGCCGUGCUGUGCGUUGCAGCACUGCAGUGUCACUGUUAUCAGACCUCAGUAAACGUGGGUCAACAUACCGCAUUCCUGUUUUUAACUCUCGCCUUUAUUUUAGUUGGAGAGACUUCCAACCAAACAUGCUGUUUCUUCCCCCAGUCUGUCCAGCUCAGCUCACAAUUGGUGUAGUAUUUACCAUUGAAGAAAGCCUGUUGCUCCUUGAUUUUUAUACAGACUUUAUAUGCAAAAUGGCUGUCAAAGCCAUUUCUUUAAUUCCAGGCUGUAUGGACUUGGUCAGUGUUGACCGCAGACGUUUGUAGAUGCAUCAAAAGCCGACGGACCUUUUCGUCAUAUAAACGGUAAAGCCAGUGUUUCUGGGAGUUUCAGUGUGUGUAGAAAAAAAAAACCUUCUAGUUUUUGUUUUGCAUUUGAAAAGAGGAAAGUUGUUACAGUCUGACUGAUAAGCUUUUGAGAACAUGGUAUAUCCGUGAAUUUCUUAUCUAUGGGGACAUGAUUAUUCCUGUUUGUACUUAAUCAAUUUAAAUAAUUGUGCUUUUUCCUGUACCAAAUAAUGAGUUCACGGCUAUUGAUUCAAAAGACUGAUGAUGAUGAUGAGAAGAAAAAAAGCAGAUCACCACCUCCCUUCUAACGGGGGUAAGAACUCUUCAGGUACGAUUAUCAUAGUAAUGCUGUGCUGUUUCACCCCACCGCCUCCAAAAAAAAGAAAAACUCAUGUUAUCUAACCUGUUAUGCUCUUUCUUUCAAUGAUGGAUUCUUUCUCUUAAGCCAAUGUAAUAUUUUCCUAUUGUAUUUACUGGUCCUAGUAUUUAGAAAAUGUUUUUGCCUCCAUUUACCUAUACUCUUCAGAAUUCUUUGAGGUGCACUGUGACAAAUACAAUGCUGCUAUAUUACAAUGACUUUUAUUUAGUAUGUCACAUUUAGCCGAUGCAAAAGUGGUGAAUAUUGCUAAAGGUGACCCUGGCAAAGUGGGCCUGAAUACAGAGGCACUGCUUACAUUGUUCCGACUCAAUCCAGGCUUUAUUGUUGUGCUGCCUUGCUGCAGUGUGUCACUCUCAGACUGACUGUGUGCACCACAACAGGAUCUGCAGCUGUUCCUGUUGGUCUUCCUUUAAAUGCAUGAGACGAGGAAAAGAGAGUAAAAUGUAGCAGUGAAGUAUUUCUAAUGGGCUAUGUCUUCGCUCACUGUGCUCAAUAAAACUGUGAUGUUGCUCUUCUUGCAACAGUGUUUAUUAUGUGGGAAAUGUUUCCUUGGUUUGGUCAUAGUUUUAUGACUAACUUCAGGCAGUAUGUGAGGGAAAGUCCAUCCACGGGAAUAUUUAGCACAAAUUUAGACUUUGUCCUCUGUCGACAUACGUAUUAUACGGUUUUGAUAUGUGCAACAUAAUACGAUAAGCUUUAAGUGUAGAUUCAUAAUUUAAGUUAUAUCAAAUACAGCAGAGAAAAGGUACAUUAACAUAAGAAAAAAAAAAAGGUAAAAAUUAUGUUUUGGCCACGUCCUUUGGUCCUCAAUGAAAUAUUUCAACACGUAUUGGAUGGACUGCCAUUCAUUUUGUUACAGACAUUCAUGGCCCCCGGAGGGGGCCAUGUAAAAAAUGACUUCUUAUGCAGCAUCGUUUUUAAACUGAAUCAAGAUGUUUAACGUAAAAGUCGACAUGUUAGCAUCAUGACUGUGGGCAUGUUAGGAUGCUACCAUUAGCAUUUAGCUCAAAGCAAGCUGGUCCUGCGGCCACCCGCAUGGCUGUAUACAUCUUUUUCGAGACUAAUCCACAUCAUAAAAAAGUACAAAAGCUGUCAAAAUUACAGAGGUAUGUCUGCCAAAUGAAUUUUACAGCUCAUAUUAACAUUAUUGUGAUACAACCUGCAUUUGUGUUAGUUGCUAUAUUUCAAUCGAGUUACGAUCAUUACGGUAAAACGUUUUUUUACAGUAUCUUUUUGGUGUGAACUGUAAAAAACUGGAAUAUCUGCAGUAUAUACACCACAUGUAUAAUGAUAAUGCACUCAGUAAUACUAACAUAUAGAGUAUUGUACCUGGUUUAAUUUGCAUCAUUACACAACCAGAUAUACUCUAAUCUUAAAGGGGCUUUAGUCGUACAAACCUUGAGAAUCUCAAGUCUAUCUAAAAAAUAAAAAAUAAAAAGACCCUAAACUAGCAUCUUUAAACCAUUGUGUAGCACUAUAUAAAUGCAAAACAUCAAGUGAAGUUAUACUGUACAAUUCUGAGAUCUGUGGCAAAAUUAUCAUCUCAAGUAUACACAGGCUACCAUGUAUCCGUUUCCUCCCACAGAAGAAUGAGGUUUAGAAGCUUCACAGUUAGACAGCAGCAUCUGUCCCAUGCACUCACAAGGAUGUAGGUGACAAGAAACGUGAUAUUUAUUACGGUGUAGAUGUGACUUUGUUGGCAUGAAGUCCAAUUCCCAACCAGGCAGAACAGUUGGGGAGUACAUGGACACAGUCUUCACAUAAAGACGUUUGAGGAGGUGCUUUCUGGAUCAACUGAGUUCACACAUGACAUUUUUUCCCGCCAUUUCUUACAUGUUUGAUUAGUAGCACCUCUGAUAAUUGUGGUUCCUUAAUGGGUGACAGGAUUGAUGCUCUCCCAUCAAGUGAUUUAGUUUCUGUCUUACCUUCCUGUUAUGUUGGUUAUAGCUAAAUAUGAUACAAUGUUACCGUAGUCGCAUUCCAAAGUGUGCAGUCCAUAAACUGACGGCUGGAUUGUGAAGUUGUUCUCCAUGUCCAUUUCUAGUAAACACACUGGAACUGGCUCUUUUCAUUAAAAAAAAAAGAAAAGAGAAAAAAAGAGAAAGAGAAAUUAA
Molecule: messenger RNA, 8375 nt
Organism: Gasterosteus aculeatus aculeatus (three-spined stickleback)
Lineage: Eukaryota; Metazoa; Chordata; Actinopteri; Perciformes; Gasterosteidae
Biological process (GO): negative regulation of JUN kinase activity; peptidyl-tyrosine dephosphorylation
Cellular component (GO): cytosol; cytoplasm
Molecular function (GO): MAP kinase tyrosine phosphatase activity; MAP kinase tyrosine/serine/threonine phosphatase activity; protein tyrosine/threonine phosphatase activity
Source: RefSeq, a predicted model, not a curated record